Talaromyces rugulosus is the source of this 1155-nucleotide messenger RNA. RefSeq lists its product as uncharacterized. Gene Ontology annotation, cellular component: nucleus. The coding region runs from base 1 to 1155 and encodes 384 amino acids. The record is from RefSeq and is a predicted model, not a curated record. Gene Ontology annotation, biological process: regulation of DNA-templated transcription; DNA alkylation repair. NCBI's taxonomy places the organism in Eukaryota, Fungi, Ascomycota, Eurotiomycetes, Eurotiales, Trichocomaceae. The transcript has a single exon.
AUGCUAGGCACAUCCAGGCCCCCGAAAGGGAAAUCUCCCCAGGCCAAAGAGAAGCGGCCUCCGCUGACACAUUUCCUCUGCUUUCCACUCGUCACGGAGACUUCGCUACCUCUACUAGAGAAAUCCUUUUCCCAUUUCAGGGACAAUAUCCCCCAGAGACGCAAGACCAUGACCGAUCAUUCAUUGAAGCCUCGUCCGCCACUGUUUCCAGACUCGGCGAUCCGGCCAGUGGGUACAUUGCAUCUGACUCUCGGGGUCAUGAGCUUGACGACCAGAGACCGUCUCGAUGAAGCCACGAGCUUCCUGGAUUCGCUAGAUAUUGAGCAGAUGUUAAGGGAGACGACUAGCAACGACGCAGAUAUCUCGCAGCAGCAGCAGCAGUCUGCAGAAGAAGAAAAUAGUCUCGCUCCCAUUUCCGUAUCUCUACAGUCUCUCUACGCCUUACCAAAAGCAAAAGCCGCAACUGUGCUCUACGCAAAACCCGUGGACCCAACGUCUCGCCUGUAUCCGCUCGGUGUCAAACUGCGUGAGCGAUUCGUGGAAGCAGGCUUGAUUCAGCCUGAUUUUCUCAAAACGAAACCCCGAAAAGGCUCAAAAGUUAUCGACAAUAACAACACUUCUCAGAAUGAUAUCCCCGCACAGGCAGAGACACCAAAGCCUAAAUUGAGGCCCUUACUCUUGCACGCUACCAUUGUCAACACAAUUUAUGCCCGCGGCGGACAUUCUGCUCAGAAUCGAGGCAAAGAUAGACGGCGAGGCGGACCUCUCACGUUCGAUGCUAGGGAUAUGCUCACCCAUCACCAUGAUUUUUAUACAGACGACACCUGCGUCGAAGCAAAGAAACACGAUGUCUCAGACAGCUCCUUUCUCGAAGACGCAGAGAGCGACCGCAGCAGUGAAAGCAACGACGAACCAUCCAGCUCCAUGUCCACGCAAGAAGAAGCUCAUCCGUCAAGAACUGUCCAGCAAAUCACGCCCGAGACAACAGACAAUGAAAAGUAUCCGUUUGUCUGGGCUCGCAAUUUUCAUAUUGAAAAAGUAUGUAUUUGCGAAAUGGGCGCCAAGGCAGUCGUCGAUGGGGAUGGGGAUCCUCUGGGCGCAAGGUUGGGGCAGAAGUAUCGUGUUGUUGCGGAGAGGAGUUUACCGUCGUUCUAA